Molecule: messenger RNA, 1498 nt
Organism: Grammomys surdaster
Lineage: Eukaryota; Metazoa; Chordata; Mammalia; Rodentia; Muridae
Gene: Ptpn5
Product: protein tyrosine phosphatase non-receptor type 5
Exons: 4
Biological process (GO): protein dephosphorylation
Molecular function (GO): protein tyrosine phosphatase activity
Source: RefSeq, a predicted model, not a curated record
AAGUGCACAGAAUACUGGCCAGAAGAGCAGGUAGUCCAUGACGGCGUGGAGAUCACUGUGCAGAAAGUCAUCCACACGGAGGACUACCGGCUGAGACUCAUCUCCCUCAGGAGAGGGACUGAAGAGCGAAGCUUGAAGCAUUACUGGUUCACAUCCUGGCCUGACCAGAAGACCCCAGACCGGGCUCCCCCACUCCUACACCUGGUACGGGAGGUGGAGGAGGCAGCCCAGCAAGAGGGUCCCCAUUGUUCUCCAAUCAUCGUUCACUGCAGUGCAGGGAUUGGGAGAACUGGCUGCUUCAUCGCCACCAGCAUCUGCUGCCAGCAGCUGCAACGUGAGGGCGUGGUGGACAUCCUAAAGACCACGUGCCAGCUCCGUCAGGACAGGGGUGGCAUGAUCCAGACAUGCGAACAGUACCAGUUUGUGCACCAUGCCAUGAGCCUCUAUGAGAAGCAGCUGUCCCUCCAGUCCUCAGAAUGACCACACUCUUCCUCUGAGAUCCACUGGGCACUGCCAAGCCUGAAGCUGGGCCUUCACCCCAACUACCCAAGAUCUUGCCUUGGGUCCUGGGCCUGUUUGGUGGCCCUCCCCCUCAUUCCUCCCUCUCUUCAGUCUGUUCCUCAUCUAUUGUCCUGGCCUGGUCCCUACCCCAAGCCUAGCUCUUCUACUGUAUACACUGCAGAGUUGGGGAUGGCAGGGGAGGAAUGUGCCAGGCCAGGCCUGGGGUCCCUGGGCCUAACCCACACUAUAUAGACCUGGGGCCUCAGUUUUAACCAUGGUUCCACAGCUACUUGGUCCAAAAAUGUUUCCAUGCCACACCCCAAGUGUCCUACCACAAUGUGUUCUGUCUGUCCAUCCAUCACAGCUAUCUGUACCAAACACUGUGUCCCCUCAGUCAGGAAAGGAGCACUAAACUGAUCUCUCACCCCUCAGCCCUCACGCACCCAGACUCUCACCCUGCUCCCCAGGCAGAGGUACUUACCUGCCUCUGGCCCCGCUGGCUCCCCUGAAAAUGCAGACUGCGUUUGGCCACUAGGAUGCAGAUGGCAGAUACCAGGCAGAGGAGCAUGUGAUGGUUGACAGAGAGAUCCCUGCUAAGAAGGUUCCUGGGCAAGGACAGGCAUCUCCAGCCUAUGAGGCACUGGAGAGGAAGAGGACAGAUGAAGUGGGGAACCCCAAAGAUCUGAGCCCUGAGGGGGGCCUCCAAGAAUGGGAUGGGGACAGCUCCAGACCUGCGAGACAUCUUUCUGUGCCACUAUGGGAAACCACAAGUGUCUCGCUACAUGUCGCUCUGUGUGUGUUCCCUUAUCCAUGUGUGUGUCCAGAGCCCAUGAGCAGGGCAUGCAUGACUCUUCGGCAACAUGUAUUAUCUUGGAGCCACGUGUUUUUAUUGCUGACUUUAAAUAUUUAUUCCACGGCAAACAGAGGCAUUUGGUGUCUUUUUAUAAUCCGCUCGUGGUCAUUGAAUAGAGCAAUAAACAGAGCAUUUUGAGCAAAA